UUCUUUUUUUAUUAUUUAAUUUUGAUUCUAUUUUGAUUUCUAUUAUAUAAAACUGAAAAUUGUGUUUUUCAAUUAAUCGUUUAGUUUAUUGUUUGUUUGUCUGUUUUUUUUGUGCUGUUUUAUCUGAUGGUUAGGGAAUUAAAAAUGGUGAUUAAAAACGGUUACUUAUUGUCAACCAUUUUCUUUAGUUUAUUUAUUUACUGUGAAGCUUUAAAUUUGCCUGUGCCUCGAUCUGACCCUUUUCUCACAUCAAUAACCACUAAUCAGGAAGAUUUGGACCCGGUGUUUGGUGAAUCUGAAAGGUUAAUCUUAACACUUGAUACUGGUAUUUGUUUACUUGGUGAAAAUGAUUAUCAAUUUGAAGAUGUAUGGCAUUGUAACCUUAAUUCAGUAACUUCCGAACCACCGGUGUCACAAGUAACUCAUUCCCAUUCCUAUGGUUCACCUUCAUCGCUCCCCUCAACCUCAUCAACAAUAUCCUCAUCCUCAUCAUCAACCUCAACCUCAUCAUCAUCAUCAUCAUCAUCAUCGUCACCUAAUGGAGUUAAAACUGAUUUAGAUACUCCAAACUUAACCACCAACUUGCGAUCAUCAUUAUCAACCACAAUACCAACAACAAGUACUACCCUCACUAUUGCUGGUGGCAAUCAAAGUUUAACCGGACCAGUAACUGGAAACCCUAACGAUAGCAUCCUUAGUAAUCAUGUUUAUCUAAAUUGUAACAAUUCAAUCAAUUCUGGUAAUCUAACUCACCUCAUUGAUGAUGCUAAUAUUGCUAGUUGUGGAUCUGCCUCUGUCUCCUCGGCAAUUGAUACUGCAUCUUCAAUCAUUGAGAAUGAUUUCUCACCUUAUUGUCAUGAUCAUGAAACAAUUGACUUCUAUUCAACGGGUAACAUUUCAAUUGGAAAUUUAACUGAACAAGAAGAGGCUUCAGCAUUUUUUGAUCUUCCUGCAUCUUCAGGUUUGAAUGAUUCAAAUUGGGCUGCAGAAAAUGUUCACCACAAUCACACUUAUACAACACCGAUUUCAUCACCAUCAUCCCAAAUCGACCAACAUUUACAAGCAUCAAACUAUCUUUACGACCAUGACCCUUCACCUCAAUACCAACAUGUCAGCUUAAGGCAACAAUUUGCCAUGAAUGGUGGCAGAUCAUCAUCUCGAGGUUCCAAGGGAGAUGUAAGCCGAUCAAGCGGUUUCAGUGAUGACACAUCAGACGAUGAUCACUCGGUAACCCGAGAUGAGAAACGAGCGAAAGCUUUAAACAUCCCAAUCCCUGCUGAAGAGAUAAUCAAUCUACCGAUAGAUGAAUUCAAUGAGCAUCUAGCUAAAUAUGAUCUGAAUGAAACACAAAUAGCACUUAUUCGAGAUAUUCGUAGGCGAGGUAAAAAUAAAGUCGCAGCUCAAAAUUGUCGUAGACGUAAAAUGGAUCAAAUAAUAGAUUUACAAAGUGAAGUGGGUCGAUUAUAUUCACAGAAAAAAACUUACGAAGCUCAACAAGAACACCUGUUAGCCUUGAGGCAUUUAGCUCAAGAAAAAUAUACAAAACUUUAUAACUUUAUUCUUUCCUCCUCUGGAAGUUCAUCUACAUUAUCUAAUAUUCAAACAAUGUAAACACACCUUAUGUAACACCUUUUGUCAUCUACUUUCAAUCAAUGUUAAAUAAAUAUUUAAAUAAAUUCAAUAUUAACUAUAAGAAA
Messenger RNA from Panonychus citri (citrus red mite), 1697 nucleotides. RefSeq names its product endoplasmic reticulum membrane sensor NFE2L1-like. The record is from RefSeq and is a predicted model, not a curated record. Gene Ontology annotation, biological process: regulation of transcription by RNA polymerase II. NCBI's taxonomy places the organism in Eukaryota, Metazoa, Arthropoda, Arachnida, Trombidiformes, Tetranychidae. The transcript has 2 exons. Bases 127 to 1611 code for a protein of 494 amino acids. Gene Ontology annotation, molecular function: RNA polymerase II cis-regulatory region sequence-specific DNA binding; DNA-binding transcription factor activity, RNA polymerase II-specific. Gene Ontology annotation, cellular component: nucleus.